AAGGGCCCGGAUGUAACGGGUUUAAAUUUGAACCAAACACCUAACCAAACCUAUUGCCAUGGAGCUUAAACUAAUGUACCCCGCCUACCUCCUAGAAAUAAAGGGGAGAUUGUAGGUCCUCAGGGAAAAAGCCUCACUUCCCCAAGUCAUCCAACUGACGAAUGGCAGAAUGGGUACCAGAUACCCAAUUAGUAUUCUUUUAAACUGUAUGGCCAUCAUAGAAAGAAACAUGUCAUUAAGAUAACAGUUCAGAUCUUAGAAAUAUGGACGGGGGUUUUACUUAGGCAUUCUGGGUUCAUGCGCUGGAAGAAACCCCAGCUAAGUCCUUCCUACCUCUGGGCUUCUCCAUUACCCAUUUGCUUGGCAGGCAGAAUCCCCUAAAUGGCAGUGAGUUUGGUUUGGUUUUGGUUUGGCAGUUAUUUGUGCCAAGCUCUAUGGUAGAAACUGGUGAUAGAGAGAGAAACAAGAAGCAGCCUUCCUAGCAGAAGAGAAACGCUCCCCUCAACCCCGGGAUUCCAGUAACUACCAGGUGUCAACAGAUGGCGCUGAGUGAUUGCUUUAGUGUGACCUAUCCUGGCAAGCCCAAACUGGGGGACUUGAUCGAGGUGUUUCGUCCUGGCUAUCAGCACUGGGCACUGUACUUGGGUGAUGGCUACGUUAUCAACCUCGCACCUGUAGACAAUGGCAUUCCUGCAUCAUUUACAAGUGCCAAGUCUAUAUUCAGCAGAAAGGCCUUGGUGAAGAUGCAACCCCUGAAGGAUGUCGUGGGAAAAGACACAUAUAGAAUAAACAAUAAAUACGAUGAGAUAUACCCCCCUCUCCCCACGGAAGAAGUGAUGCAGCGCUCAGAAUUUGUUAUUGGACAUGAGGUAGCAUAUGACAUUUUUGACAACAACUGUGAACAUUUUGUGACUUUGCUUCGCUAUGGAGAAGGAUGUUCAGAGCAGGCCACCCGGGCAAUAAGCACCUUUGAGAUCGUGACAGCUGUUGCUGGCGGUGCCUUCUCGUUCCUGGGCUUGCUGCUCAAAAGACAGAAGGCAAACUGCGCUUAACCAUUUACUGAAGAGGUAUUGGAACUGAAGGGUUUUGUGAGAAGGAAAACAAAACAGAAAUCCAGAAUGAAUACUUAUUUUCACUGAAUUGUCGUUCCAGAUUCCAGUGACAGAUAGCAGGCACUUUAAUAAAUUGCUUUCCAAUAUUGUCUCA
This is a messenger RNA of Echinops telfairi (small Madagascar hedgehog), 1206 nucleotides long. RefSeq names its product phospholipase A and acyltransferase 1 (gene PLAAT1). The record is from RefSeq and is a predicted model, not a curated record. The transcript is spliced from 4 exons. Gene Ontology annotation, molecular function: A2-type glycerophospholipase activity; glycerophospholipid phospholipase A1 activity. Gene Ontology annotation, cellular component: cytoplasm. NCBI's taxonomy places the organism in Eukaryota, Metazoa, Chordata, Mammalia, Afrosoricida, Tenrecidae. Bases 540 to 1052 code for a protein of 170 amino acids. Gene Ontology annotation, biological process: N-acylphosphatidylethanolamine metabolic process.